CUUGCUGCCGUCGCGCGCCCUCUCCCCGCCCGACCCUCACCUGUCCCGGUCUCUCUGCCAUUUCUCCUUUCGCUUUCACGGCUCGCCAGCCAUCGCCCUACCCCUCCAGCGGGCACAGGCCGCAGCUAGCUACCCUCUUUUUUUUCACCUCCGCCCGCCUCUUCACGGGUCCAGUCGACUUCCCGGUCUCGGCUUUUGCCGAAAGAAAGGCACCCGGAACCCAACGACAGCGGCAGCAGUCGAGUCCGGGACGGGCCGGGGCAAAGCUGGGAUGAGGAUGAAAAGGGGGGCUGAAUAAAAAGGCGGGGGAGGAGGCGAGAAGGCUACAGCGGCGGCAGGCCAGGCCAGCAGAGCGCAGAGGACCGCCGCUCGGAAAGUGCGGAGCCGUUUCCCCUCUAGCUGCUCAUGCUCUCUGCUUGCCUCCGUCCACUCACAGCCCACGUCCACGCCUCGCGCUCUUCUCCAGGCUCCCAGGUGCUCCCCGAUCAAUCGCUUCCGCUGCUAGCGCGCGCGCGAUCCCCGAGGUCGCGCGCUUGAUCGCGCUCAACGCCAUGUCGUCCGCCGCGGGCGGGUAUGGCGGCGGCGGCGGCGCGGGAAGCGGCGCCGAGCCCCACGGCCACGCCGACUUCCUGCUGCACCACCAUGCACAGCACGUCGCCGCGCAGCAGCUCUACCACGUGCCCCAGCACAGCCGCCGCGAGAAGCUGCGGUUCCCCCAAGACGACGCGCCCCCACACGCCUCCGCUUCCGUCCCGCAGCAGCACGGCGGGGCGGUGGCCUGGCCGCCGCCUCCGCCGCCACCGGCGUUCUACUCCUACGCGUCCUCUUCCACGUCGUCCUACUCCCCGCACAGCCCCACGCUGGCGCAGGCACAGCUCGUCGUGGCGCACGGCCUCGCCCCGCCGCUCUCGUCGCAGAUCCCGACGCAGAACUUCGCGCUCUCGCUCUCCUCCUCGUCCUCGAACCCGCCGCCCCCGCCCCCGCAGCCGAGGAGGCCUCACGCCGCGCCCUUCGGGCCCUUCACCGGCUACGCGGCUGUGCUCGGGCGCUCCCGUUUCCUCCUCCCCGCGGAGAAGCUGCUCGAGGAGAUCUGCGACGUCGGGGGCGCGGCCUCGCGCGUGGACCGCAGCGCCUCCGACGAGGGCCUGCUCGACGCUGACCCGAUGGAAUCCAUCGAUCACGAAAUGGACGGCGCCGACCGCGUCGCCAAUGACGCUGGCCCAAUCUCCGGCGCCGAGCAGCAGUGGAAGAAGACUAGGCUCAUCUCUAUGAUGGAAGAGGUUUGCAAGCGGUACCGGCUGUACUACCAGCAGGUUCACACGGUGAUCAACUCGUUCGAGACGGUCGCCGGGUUCAGCAACGCUGCCCCGUUCGCGGCGAUGGCGCUGAGAGCCAUGGCGAAGCACUUCAAGUGCUUGAAGGGCAUGAUACUGAGCCAGCUGCGCAACAUCACCAAGGCCCCUGCCGGCAAGGAGGGGCUCAGCAAGGACAUCGCCAUGUUCGGGCUUGCCGGUGGUAGCGCGGCCGCCCUCCAGAGAGGUAGCAGUGUGGGUGCCUUCGGCCAGCCGCACAACAUCUGGCGGCCACAGAGAGGGCUGCCGGAGCGUGCGGUGUCUGUUCUCCGCGCUUGGCUCUUCGAACACUUCCUGCACCCAUAUCCUACUGAUGGAGACAAGCAAAUGCUUGCUAAACAAACGGGUUUAACACGGAACCAGGUAUCCAACUGGUUUAUAAAUGCAAGGGUUCGUCUUUGGAAACCAAUGGUGGAAGAGAUCCACAACCUUGAGAUGAGGCAGGUGCACAAACACCCUGUUCUCGACAAGGGCCAGCACGUGCUGCAUCACCAAACCCAGCAUUCGUUCGAGAGCAGUGGAAAGCCUUCUGACCCUUCCGACUCUCAGCUUGGCCAAAGCAGCAGCAUCACGAGGAACCACAACAUCCCUGCGUCCCAGGGAUUUGCCGAUGAGCUCUCCGAGAUGUCCCAUUCUAUUCAGCAGGGGCAGGUAACCUUCGCAUACAAUGGGAUGUCGGCGCCACACCACAGCCUCGCUUCGUCACAGCACCACCAGCAGGCCGGGCCGAUGAGCGGCAUUGGUGGCGCGGGGAACGGUGGCGUCUCCCUCACCCUCGGCCUCCACCAGAACAACAGAGUCUGCAUAGCCGAGCCACUCCCGGCGUCCGUCCCUCCCAACCUCGCUCACCGUUUUGGGUUGGAGGAGGUCAGCGACCCCUACAUGAUGGGCUCUUUCGGGAACCAGGACCGGCAUUUCGGCAAGGAGAUUGGCGGCCAUUUGGUGCAUGAUUUUGUUGGCUGACAUGGCAGCUGCUGCUGCAUUGUUGCUUCUGGUCAGCUGAUCUGAUCUCAGCUUGCUGAUGGUGCACAAGCAUGUAUUUGUACCACUACUAGUAUGUUAGAAUGGUAUAUAAGUGUAUCACUUGGUG
Molecule: messenger RNA, 2442 nt
Organism: Zea mays
Lineage: Eukaryota; Viridiplantae; Streptophyta; Magnoliopsida; Poales; Poaceae
Product: BLH12
Exons: 4
Coding region: 552-2315 (587 amino acids)
Biological process (GO): regulation of DNA-templated transcription
Molecular function (GO): DNA binding
Source: RefSeq, marked validated